Molecule: messenger RNA, 819 nt
Organism: Moesziomyces antarcticus
Lineage: Eukaryota; Fungi; Basidiomycota; Ustilaginomycetes; Ustilaginales; Ustilaginaceae
Product: electron transfer flavo protein beta subunit
Exons: 5
Coding region: 1-819 (272 amino acids)
Cellular component (GO): cytosol
Molecular function (GO): electron transfer activity
Source: RefSeq, a predicted model, not a curated record
AUGCGUGCAUCUCUAGUCAACCAGCUCCGGGUGCUCGUGCCCAUCAAGAGGACCAUCGACUAUGCCGUCAAGAUCCGUGUCGCCUCGGACGGCAAGGGCGUCGACCAGAACGUCAAGUUCAGCAUGAACCCCUUCGACGAGAUCGCAGUCGAGGAGGCCGUGCGCCUGCGCGAGAAGCACAAGGACGCCAUCACCAAGAUCACUGUCGUCUCGGUUGGCCCGCCCAAGACCGCUGAUGUUCUGCGAACUGCGCUCGCUAUGGGUGCGGACGAUGCGAUCCACGUCGAGGUGCCCGACAAGGGUGCGGCGCCGCUCGAGCCCCUGGGCGUGUCCAAGAUUCUGAACGAGAUCGUCAAGAAGGCAGGCGAGGAGGAGGAGGUCGGCCUCAUCAUCAUGGGCAAGCAGGCGAUCGACGAUGAUGCCUCGCAGACGGGUCAGAUGCUCGCUGGUCUGCUCAACUGGCCGCAAGCGACAUACGCGAGCAAGCUCGAGUUUUCGGGCAAGCCGGAGAAGGGCGCAGAGGCACAGGUCACGCGCGAGAUCGACGGCGGUCUCGGCAUCGUCAAGACCAAGCUGCCCUUUGUCAUGACCACCGACCUUCGACUGAACGAGCCACGAUACGCCUCUUUGCCCAACAUCAUGAAGGCCAAGAAGAAGCCUUUCAAGAAGAUGACGCUCAAGGACCUUGGCCUCGAGGACCAGGUCAAGCCUCGCCAGGAGAUCCUCAAGGUGGCCGAGCCACCCAAGCGCGAGGGCGGUGCCAAGGUGGAGAACGUCGACGAGCUCAUCUCGAAGCUCAAGGAGGCUGGCCGCAUUUAA